AUAAUCCACUUUUUGUUCCCACUGUUUGGUCACACCGUUACACGUUGUGGUUACCUUGGUAGCAAGUAAUGAAUAAGGCAGCACUGUUGAAAUAAUUUGAUUGGCUAUCAACAAUGACGAAGGCCGGAAAGCAUUGUGGCGCUGCCGUGUAGUGCAACAUGGCAGCCUCCACGAAACAGAAGAAAGUAACACUAUCUGUUGCCCAACUUUCAUCUAAUUCACCAGACGAAUUCUUGUCGGCUUCCAAAAUUCUGCUGAAGUUUGCUACUAACAUUUUGUUUCAUCCAGAUGAAGUUAAAUUUAGAUCGAUUCGUUUAGGGAAUCCAGUUAUACAGAACAAGCUGCUGACGGUUGAUGGUGCCAUGGAAAUUCUGUUUGAUAUGGGAUUUCAAGAGGCAGGUGAGUUUUUGAAACUACCACUGGUUGCACCUCUUGAUGAUCUGCGAAAAAUUCAAAGAGAACUUAUACAAGAGCGGUUAAAGGUUGUUGAUCAGUACACAACCAUAUCUACUAGCAAUCCUGCCUCUGUGGCAGCAUCAACUGCGUGUGCUUCACAACAGUCCACGGUACCGGAUGUGACAUCAAAUGAUAUUGCACAAAGAGAAGAAGACUUCCUUGCACGACUAAAAUCCACCGUAAAACACGUGCAGUUAUAUGAGGACAAGGCACUGCAAGAGAAGGCAAGGGCUGUCAUUCCGAUAGAGAGACUGACAAAACAGGCAGAAGCGACAGUAAGUGCAAAACUGCAAAAGUCAACAAUGGAUGUGAGAGACUUUUUACUAUUGGAGCUUCUUGAAUGGUUCAAGGAAGAUUUCUUUUCCUGGAUGGACUCUCCUGAUUGCAGUCGGUGUGGAAGCACUACACGCAGUGUUGGGAGUGGGCAGCCCACACUGGAGGACUUGCUAUGGGGUGCUCAGAGAGUUGAAGCAUACCAAUGCACAACUUGCUCGCAGCAUGAACGCUUUCCUAGAUACAAUCAUCCGGGGAAGCUGCUAGAGACGAGGACGGGCCGAUGUGGAGAAUGGGCGAACUGCUUCACUCUCUGCUGUAGGGCACUAGACUUUGAUGCUCGUUACGUCGUGGAUGCGACGGACCACGUUUGGACAGAAGUGUAUUCUGACAGUCAGGGCCGAUGGCUGCAUUGCGACCCAUGUGAGAACAAGCUGGACACACCUCUGAUGUACGAGGUGGGCUGGCGUAAACAGCUCACAUAUGUCAUCGCCUAUUCCAAGGACGAAGUUCAAGACGUCACGUGGCGGUACAGCGCCGACCACGCUGCGCUGCUUACUCGCCGCCGCGACGUCCCCGAGGACCGCCUCCUUGCUGCCGCCAGCGCCCUCACGCGGGAGCUGCAGGCGGGCGUCAGCGACGACCGCCGGCGCCACCUGGAGCGAUGCAAGGUCAGCGAACUCGUCGAGUUUCUCUCGCCGCGCCGUGCCGCCGAUGACGCGGAACUCGGAGGUCGACUCUCCGGCGCGGCGGCGUGGCGCGCGGCGCGUGGGGAGGCGGGCCGGCACAGCGGGGGCCACGUGUUCACCCCAGAGCGCGCCACCGAACUGCGGGUGCGCUACGACGUCGUCGCGGACGAGUACCGUCGCAGCGGCGCGGCGGGGGAGGCGACGACGACGACGCGCGGCUGGGAGGCGUGCGUGUACGAGGCGAGCGGCGCGCGACGCAAGACCGAGCGAGACUGGAAGAUGGCGUACCUCACACGCGUAGAGGGCGCCGAUGAAGCCACCGUGUCCUGGAAAGUGGACUGCGCGGGUACGGGCCUCACGAUCGACUAUGUGUCGGUAAAGGCAACGAGCAAGACGUUUGAGACGGGCCGAGUGACAUGGCAACUGUGCAGUGCAGACCAGUGUGCUAUGCUGCAGGGAGGUAAACCAAGUUCUGUUCCUCUAGGCUAAAUAUUAAAUGUAAUUAAUAUUAAAAUUAAUGUAAAAAAAAUUUUUUCAAGGCUUUUUUCUAGUAAACCGUGUAAUCCUAUCUGGUGCACUUAAUUUUGUCAAAUUAGUUUCAAUCGUUAGCGAUUUUGUUCUAUAGUCUAUACAUCUUUCGAAGAAUAGAGUGGUCUGCUUCGUUUCAGUCGACAGCUUUCAGCAUGGUCUGUCCAUUAUUGCACAUGUAGCAAUUCAC
Priapulus caudatus is the source of this 2136-nucleotide messenger RNA. Its product is annotated as peptide-N(4)-(N-acetyl-beta-glucosaminyl)asparagine amidase-like. Gene Ontology annotation, cellular component: nucleus; cytosol; cytoplasm. The coding region runs from base 159 to 1907 and encodes 582 amino acids. The record is from RefSeq and is a predicted model, not a curated record. The transcript has 9 exons. Gene Ontology annotation, molecular function: peptide-N4-(N-acetyl-beta-glucosaminyl)asparagine amidase activity. Gene Ontology annotation, biological process: protein deglycosylation; protein quality control for misfolded or incompletely synthesized proteins; glycoprotein catabolic process. NCBI's taxonomy places the organism in Eukaryota, Metazoa, Priapulida, Priapulimorpha, Priapulimorphida, Priapulidae.